Oncorhynchus masou masou (cherry salmon) is the source of this 4169-nucleotide messenger RNA. Its product is annotated as RNA-binding protein Musashi homolog 2-like. Lineage: Eukaryota; Metazoa; Chordata; Actinopteri; Salmoniformes; Salmonidae. The coding region runs from base 129 to 1373 and encodes 414 amino acids. Gene Ontology annotation, molecular function: mRNA binding. The record is from RefSeq and is a predicted model, not a curated record. The transcript has 15 exons. Gene Ontology annotation, biological process: regulation of translation; central nervous system development. Gene Ontology annotation, cellular component: cytoplasm.
GGGAGGGAGACAGGCUGAGCUGAUUCCACGUGUGACGCUUGCAUUCCCAGCUCAGUGAUAUUUUCUUUAGCGGGCUUCGGUGUAGCCUUGUGCGUCUUCGUUAGUUACUGGCUAUAGUUGGGUUAGCUAUGGAGGGAGACGGGAGCCAAGCCACAUCUGGAGGAAACCCUAAUGAUUCUCAACAUGACCCGGGUAAAAUGUUUAUCGGUGGCCUCAGCUGGCAAACUUCGCCAGACAGCCUUAGAGACUAUUUUACCAAAUUCGGGGAAAUCAGAGAAUGUAUGGUGAUGAGAGAUCCAACGACAAAACGCUCCAGGGGCUUCGGAUUCGUUACUUACGUAGAUGCUGCCAGUGUAGAUAACGUCUUAGCUCAGCAACACCAUGAAUUAGACUCCAAAACGAUCGAUCCAAAAGUUGCCUUCCCUAGACGUGCUCAGCCCAAGAUGGUCACAAGAACAAAGAAAAUAUUCGUAGGAGGAUUAUCAGCAAACACAGUAGUUGAAGAUGUGAAGCAGUAUUUUGAACAGUUUGGCAAGGUGGAGGACGCCAUGCUUAUGUUUGACAAAACGACUAACAGACACAGAGGUUUCGGCUUUGUAACUUUCGAGGUUGAGGACGUUGUGGAGAAAGUAUGCGAGAUCCACUUUCAUGAAAUCAAUAAUAAAAUGGUAGAAUGCAAGAAGGCUCAGCCCAAGGAGGUGAUGUUCCCGCCAGGUACGCGAGGCAGGGCCAGGGGCCUGCCCUACACCAUGGAUGCCUUCAUGCUGGGGAUGGGCAUGCUGAGUUACCCAAACAUUGUAGCAACGUACGGCCGUGGAUACACUGGUUUUGCCCCGAGCUACAGCUACCAAUUCCCUGGCUUCCCAGCGACGGCGUAUGGACCGGUGGCAGCAGCGGCAGUGGCGGCAGUGCGUGGCUCAGGUAGGGGGGCCCGUGGAAGAGGUGGCUACAUGGCAUACCAGCAGAACGCAGGGGCAGGGUUCCCAGAUUAUGGGUUCUAUUCCGGGGCCGGGCCCAGUGACCUGCGGGGGCCGCCCUGCUCCUUUGCCGACUUUGGCUCCCUGGGGCCCCAUGCUGCUCAGAUGCUGCAGCACAGUGAGCAUCAUGCCACCUCCGCCUGCAACUCCCCCCUCCAGCACCACCUGCAGCACAGCCCGGACCCCUUUAAGAACCCAGGCACCAACCAGGCCAGGCCCGAAGCCUUCCCCGGCACCAACAGUCCCGGGCCCGUGGCUGACCUCUAUGGCACUCCCAGCCAGGACUCCAGUGUGGGCAACUACAUUAGUGCUGCUAGCCCACAGCCUGGCUCUGGCUUCGGCCACAGCAUUGCUGGGCCGUUGAUUGCAACCGCUUUUACAAAUGGAUACCAUUGAAACCUAACAGGUGGUUGGUUGCCAUCUCAUUUGAGCAGAGUAUUUCAGGAGGCCCGGGGAAGACCGGGCGGAGUUUUUAACUGGCUAUGUGAACAGGUGAUGCCAUCCAACGCCAAGCACUACAGCAUCAACCCACAGGAGGAGAGUGGAGGUGGCACCACGUGAAGAAGAACUGAAGAAAAUGUCAAAAUCAUCUCAGAAAAAUAAACUACAAUCUGCUGUACUAUAAUCCAAACCUGGCGUUCACAUCCUUAAUAUCCAACUGUAACCUAGUACCUUUGUGUAGGAUGUAGGUGUUUUUUUGUCCUUUAAAUGUUCCUUGUUUUAAAUCUGUUUAGUUUAUGUUCAUUAUUUUCAGUGUAGUCUUCAAAUUAAUAAGGGAAGAUUAAUUCUAAUUUUAAUUUACUCCAAUAUUUUUGAUCCUCUCUGAAAUUAGUAACUAUUUAUGUAAACUGGCUUAUUUCUUUAUUUUUAUUUUUCAGAUUGCUAUGUUGCUAUGGUUGUUUGCUUUUAUUCUUGCUGAUGGAAAAAUGCAGGUGUCAGUUUGCACAUACAAGAAAACUGACAUGAACUGAUGAGGCCUGAAGAAAGGCGGUGUUAAUUCGAUUUUAAGAGUAACUAAUAUAUCUUAGUAGCUUUUUUUCUUUAUUUUAAUGUUGUUAAUUACCUAUUUUGGGCAAUAAGAGGACUACAAUAUUUUCACAGUCCUUUUUUACAAAUGUUUUUGUUGUCAGGAAAAAAUAACCUUUCCUUUUAAUACUUUGUGAAUUCAGAUUUUAAGAAAAAUAUAACUGUAAAUAUUAUUCAAGUCACUGCAUAUAAUCGUUUCAGAGAGAACCAUAUUUUUGUGAUGGUUCAUCAUAAAAGGCUGUAAUGUGCAAGAGCGCAACUGUCAAAGACGAGGACAUUUAUUAAUGCUCUUAAGUCGUAUCAUAAUCCAUUUGUAGCACAAAAUGCCAUGAUAACCCACUCGAUCCUACAAGAACACUGUUGGCUUGCUCUGUAAAUACUGCUGUCUUUCUUACUGUGCUAAUGUCAUACCAGCAUACUGUUCUGUCUUCUACAUAGUGAGCUCAAAAGUGCACAGCUUCUAAAAGAUGACUCAAGGUUAACACUGGACAUUGCUACACAAUGUCUCUCAAAGAGGACACCGGCUCAUCUUCUUCUAGACUCUCGCAAGUGAAAGGCUACUGUAUCUGUGACUGAAGUACUAUAUAAAAAAAGAACAUGAUACAAAUCCAAAGCACACUUUUACUUUGUAUUAGUUUGAAAAUACCAGAUGUUGAAUACUAGUGUCCAGAUACAUUUCAUACCAAGCUGCACGUGUUUCAUUUUGUUAUGAUUAUCUUCAGUUUUUGUUUUCCUUAUUAAUGCUGUUUAUCCAUUUUGAACAGAGCACCUGCUUUCAAUGUGACAGGAAAUAUUUCAAGUCAGAUAUAUUUUACAUACAUUUAUUGUGAUGUUUUCUUGAACUGAUUAGGAAGGCAAACCAUCUAUCAUUACCUCAGUCCUGUGAGUUUUAUCUUAGAUGAGAUGACAAAUUAAUUUAUUUUAAAUUUAAACCGGUUGAAAUUCUGAAUGGAUUAUGAGAAAAGUUGUUGCACUGUGACAAAGGAAAGUGACCAUAUUCUAUUUGCACAUUUUAAGUGUUGGAUAUUUAAAAUGGUCUUGAUCAGAUGAUAUAUGAAGGAAUGUUUUUUAAGAAUAAUUUUUUAUUCCCAUUAGAGAUUAGUCAUCUUGACUCUUGCAAUUGGAAAAAGUUAUUUUGCCCAAAGGGCAUUUAUUUAACAAAAAAUAAAUACAAUCCAUGUAUAAUCCAUAGAUUGGAGCAUUUCGGCCUUGCCAAGUAACUGUAGUCACCACGUUCAUUUCCUGUAGGGACUGGUUUGUUGAGAUUGAGAAAUGUUCAUUUCCUGUAGGGACUGGUUUGUUGCGAUUGAGAAAUGUUCAUUUCUUGUAGGGACUGGUUUGUUGAGAUUGAGAAAUGUUCAUUUCUUGUAGGGACUGGUUUGUUGAGAUUGAGAAAUGUUCAUUUCUUGUAGGGACUGGUUUGUUGAGAUUGAGAAAUGUUCAUUUCCUGUAGGGACUGGUUUGUUGAGAUUGAGAAAUGUUCAUUUCCUGUAGGGACUGGUUUGUUGAGAUUGAGAAAUGUUCAUUUCUUGUAGGGACUGGUUUGUUGAGAUUGAGAAAUGUUCAUUUCUUGUAGGGACUGGUUUGUUGAGAUUGAGAAAUGGUUCCUCUGAAGUAGAAUCCUGGAUUCUUGUCAAAUAAAAUGGGGACUUGUUUAAGUAAUAAUCAAAUUAAAAUAAACAUGUAUGUUACAAAUUCAAAAAAGAGAAAAAAGGAUGUUCCCUUGAAUGAUUUACAUUUUUAUUCAGAAGGAUUUGUAUCAAUAUUUUUGUGGUUGUUAAUGAUUAUAUUAAUAAUAAUUAUUAUACUAACAAUAUUAGAAUGUACUGUACAUCCAUCCGGUUCUUUCUCCAUUCCCUGUCACCUUAUACAAUAAUCUUAUGUUGAUCAUCAAUGUAUUUCAGUAAUGUGUGGAAAAAAAGAAAACUGCAAAUGACCUUGUAACAGAGUGCCGUCUUUGAUGCCAGUGUAGUGGCUAUACACUUAUUUGUUGAUCUCUCUAUCUUCCUCUUUGUCUCCCAGUCCUUCUCUGUCUCACUCUCUCCUAGUAUUAGUGGUAGUUGUUAUGUAGUUAAGAUGUAGAUGUAGCUAUUAGGAGAUGCAGGACCAGUAAGGAUAGAGCUUUCUCUUCUUAAUUACCAUAGUUAUAUAGUUAUAUAUAUAUAU